AUGGUCAACGACUUUCUUGACCCGAAUUCCCUUGCAGGAAACACGCGGCAACGCUCCCUGAGCAACGCGGACACUGUCAAUUCCUCCACUGCCAUCCAAAGCCCUCUCCUCACGCCCUACGGCACAACUGCUGCUCCCAGCAUUGUGGAGGAGUCAGCCGAGGUUGCCUUGCACCCAGACCCGGGCACCGAGGCCGACUUCCACGUGGAGAACAAUCCUUUUGGGUUUUCUCCCGGCCAGUUGAACAAGCUCCUGAACCCCAAGUCGCUCCCGGCCUUUCGUGCGCUGGGCGGUCUUCGGGGCAUUGCGCGUGGACUGCAGACUGAUCUUCACUCAGGCCUUAGUGCCGACGAGACAACUGCGCCCGCAAGAGUCACGUUCGACGAGGCAGUGCAUGCCGCCAAGGGGAAGGGCUCGCUGCCAGCACCCACCCACGAGGCUGCAGCCGGCGCACAUCAUCAUGGCUCCGGAUCAAAUCUGCAUGCAGAUCGGAUCCGCGUGUUCAAGAAGAACGUGCUCCCGGCCAAGAAGCCAGACCCCCUCUGGAAGCUGAUGUGGGUGGCAUUCAACGAGGCUGUCUUGUUCCUUCUGACAGGCGCUGGUGUCAUUUCGCUCGCUCUCGGUCUCUACGAGACUUUUGGCGUCACCCAUGAUGAUGACCCGUCUGGGAAAAUCAAAUGGGUCGAGGGUGUCGCCAUUCUCGCUGCCGUCGUCAUCGUGGUAGUCGUGGGCUCGCACAAUGACUACCAAAAGCAAAAGGCAUUUGUGAAGCUGAACACGCGAAAGGAAGAUCGUGAGAUCAAGGCCAUUCGUUCUGGAAAGUCGGUUCUUAUCAAUGUCCACGAGAUUCUGGCUGGCGAUGUCUUGUAUGUUGAGCCGGGCGACAUGGUCCCGGUUGAUGGUAUCCUGAUCAGCGGCCACGAUGUGAAGUGUGAUGAGUCCUCUGCCACUGGCGAGUCUGAUGCUCUCCGCAAGACACCUGGAGACAAGGUCUAUGAGCUUCUUGAAUCUAAGCAGGGUGGCAUGAAAGAUCUCGACCCCUUCAUUAUCUCUGGUUCCAGAGUUCUUGAAGGCAUGGGAACGAUCGUGUGCACUUCGGUUGGAGUCCAUAGCAGCUUUGGCAAGAUCAUGAUGUCAGUUCGGACAGAUAUUGAGGCUACACCACUUCAGAAGAAACUGGAGAAGCUGGCUAUCGCUAUUGCAAAGCUCGGCGGAGGUGCUUCUGCCCUCAUGUUCUUCAUCCUGCUUUUCCGCUUUCUCGCGCAGCUGCCCACUGAUGGGAAGACCGCGGAUGAGCGAGCUUCUACAUUCGUCGAUAUGCUGGUUGUUGCAAUUGCUAUAGUCGCUGUGGCUGUUCCAGAGGGGCUUCCCCUGGCUGUCACAUUGGCAUUGGCUUUCGCAACAACCAGAUUGCUCAAGGAAAACAAUUUGGUCCGUGUCUUGCGAGCGUGUGAGACGAUGGGCAACGCAACCGCUAUUUGUUCGGACAAGACUGGAACGUUGACAACCAACAAGAUGACGGUCGUGACUGGACGCUUUGGUACCACGAGUUUCACAGACUUGGAGGCAGACUUGGCAGAGGAACAGUCCUCGGUCAAAUGGUCCUCAGCAUUGCCAGCAAGCACGAAGCAGAUCAUCACACAGUCCGUCGCCAUCAAUUCCACUGCUUUUGAAGGUACACAGGACGGUCAAGAAACCUUCAUUGGGUCCAAGACUGAGACUGCUUUGCUUCAGCUCGCAAAGGAUCAUCUUGGAAUGCAGUCUCUCGCUCAGACUCGCGACAACGAAGAGGUCGUGCAAAUCAUCCCCUUUGACAGCAGCAAGAAGUACAUGGCCGCCGUGAUCAAGAUCCAGCAAGAUGAGAAGCCACGCUAUCGUCUGUUGGUCAAGGGAGCCUCGGAAAUCUUGUUGGAGCUUUGCUCGACUCAACUGGACGUUGACUCUUUGGAUCAGUUGCCUCUCCAGCACGACCUCAUCCGAGACACGAUCAACAAGUACGCUAAAAAGUCUCUUCGCACUAUUGCCAUCGUUUUCAAGGAUUUUGGACAGUGGCCACCGGCAGAAGCAAAAGUUGAUGACGGCCACGUUGAAAUCGAUUCAGUUAUGAACAGCCUCACAUUCCUCGGUGUCGUAGGGAUUCAGGAUCCUGUUCGCCCUGGUGUUCCAGAAGCUGUUCGGAAGACACAGCAUGCUGGCGUUACUGUGCGGAUGGUCACUGGAGACAACAUCAUCACUGCCCAGGCCAUCGCGAAGGAAUGCGGCAUCUACACAGGCGGCAUUGUCAUGGAAGGCCCAGUCUUCCGUAAGCUGUCCGAGGAGGCAAUGAACGAGACACUCCCGAAACUUCAAGUUCUCGCUCGUUCGUCUCCAGAAGACAAGCGCAUCCUUGUCACGAAACUGAAGGCAAUGGGUGAGACGGUCGCUGUCACCGGUGAUGGUACGAACGACGCACCAGCUUUGAAGGCUGCUGAUGUAGGAUUUUCUAUGGGAAUUUCCGGUACUGAAGUAGCCAAGGAAGCUUCAGCUAUUAUUCUCAUGGAUGACAACUUCACGUCGAUUGUGACAGCUCUCAAGUGGGGUCGAGCUGUCAAUGAUGCAGUACAGAAGUUCCUUCAAUUCCAAAUUACGGUCAACAUCACGGCCGUGAUUCUGGCGUUUGUCACGUCAAUGUACAGUCCGACCAUGAAACCUGUCCUCACAGCUAUUCAGCUCCUUUGGGUCAACUUGAUCAUGGACACUUUUGCGGCGUUGGCUCUCGCCACGGACCCUCCGACAGAUAAGAUCCUGGACCGCCCUCCUCAAGGCAAAUCGGCGCCGCUGAUUACAAUGAAUAUGUGGAAGAUGAUCAUUGGACAGUCUAUUUUCCAGCUUGUUGUCAGCUUAAUCUUCUACUUUGCAGGUCCCGAAAUCCUGAACUACGAUCGCCAGGACGAAGACAUGAUGUUGCAGCUUGAUACUCUCAUCUUCAACUUGUUUGUGUGGAUGCAGAUCUUCAACGAGUUCAACAAUCGUCGACUGGACAACAAGUUCAACGUCCUUGAGGGCAUCCAACGCAACUAUUUUUUCGUUUUCAUCAACCUGUUGAUGGUCGGCCUCCAGUUGCUGAUCGUCUUCAUCGGCGGGCGCGUCUUUGGAAUCAAACCUGGGGGUCUCAAUGGCCCUCAGUGGGCGAUCUCCAUCAUCGUUGCGUUGAUGUCCAUUCCGUGGGGUGUUGUUGUACGCAUAUUCCCCGAUGCAUGGUUCACCAGCAUUGUAAGGUUUGUAGGCAAGCCCUUCGUCAUCGUCUAUCGUCUCCUGGCCCGUUUCUUUCGUUCCUUUGGGAGACUUUUCAAGAGAAAGAAUCCCAAGAAGGAUGACUCGGAAGCUGGAGCACAUGCUGGUGAUCAGUCUGUCAUGACAACCUCUGAAAUGAAGACCGCAUCUCCGACAACCGUCUCCGUUCCAGCCCCUGCCGUGCCAGUUGUGAUCACCCCCGACCAAAUCGAGCCUGUCACCGCUCCCUCCAUCGUUGCCCCGAUCAUCGUUGAGCCUGCCUCGGAAGACGCCGCCAGCUCCAAGAAGGAGUGA
This is a messenger RNA of Clonostachys solani, 3567 nucleotides long. Lineage: Eukaryota; Fungi; Ascomycota; Sordariomycetes; Hypocreales; Bionectriaceae. The record is from the annotation of a GenBank genome assembly.